This is a messenger RNA of Scylla paramamosain (green mud crab), 1312 nucleotides long. Its product is annotated as fibrocystin-L-like. The record is from RefSeq and is a predicted model, not a curated record. The coding region runs from base 221 to 1189 and encodes 322 amino acids. NCBI's taxonomy places the organism in Eukaryota, Metazoa, Arthropoda, Malacostraca, Decapoda, Portunidae. The transcript has 8 exons.
CCCCACAACACAUCCAGAUGCACCUUUCCGCUGGUCUGACGUGGAGACGUGGAAGCAUAUGCCAGUCAGUACUGGUGGCCACCCAACAGAGGCAGAAUACAGCCUGCCCAUGGAGGGAGAUGAGAUUGUGAUUCCUGAGAGCAUGUGACUAGUUGUGGACACGGCCACACCCAAGCUUGGCCGUGUCUUUGUGUAUGGCACCAUUGAGUUUGAUGACACGAUGGACCACAGAUUUGAGGCCACCAUUAUUUACAUCCAGGGAGGCUCUUUAGUGGCUGGCUACUCCUCAGACACUCCCUUCACCCACAGUCUCAUCAUUCGACUGAUGGACCCUGAAGAUGUUGAUGCCUAUAGCAUGAACUUGGGCUGGAAAACUAUAGGUGUGUUUGGCUAUCUCAGGCUGCAUGGGCAGGUGUGGGGGAGAUCAUGGCACAAGCUUGGGGCCACAGUGGAGGUUGGGACCAGCCACAUAACUCUGGCCGAGGCUCCUGAUGCUUCCUGGCUCAAUAAGGAGGUGGUUGUGACAACAACAAGAAAAGAGGCAACAGAGAGCAAAGUGAGGCGAGUGGUAGCAAUCAAUGGUGCCACACUCACCCUAGACUCAGCACUCAAAUUCCAGCACCUUGGGGAGAUACACACGCUGUCAGACGGCACUUCCAUCACACUGGCUGGGGAGGUCAGUCUCCUGAGCCGGAACAUUGCGGUGGAAGGAACCACGGAGAACAGCAACGGGGGAAGAAUUCUGGUCUCCACAGUCUUCCAGAAUGGCAAGCAUUAUGUUGGUUCGGCCCAAGUGGAUGGCGUGGAGUUCCGUAACAUGGGGCAGGAAGGCUUCACCGACAUCACUGACCCACGCUACUCCAUUGCCUUCCUGGGCCUUGAUGCCAUUGAUGACCAUUCUAGCUACGUCAAGAGGUCAUCAUUCAAUGUCAACUAUAAUGUGGCUGUUGGGCUCAUCAAGACCUUGAACAUGGUAGUGGAGGAGAACGUUAUCUAUCAUGUGCUGGAUUCAGGCAUAAGAGACGAGACAGGUUCCAACACCUACAGGUGGAACCUCAUCACAACUGUGUUCUUCCUGGGGACUUAUGAAGACAGACAGGAAACAGAGAACUUGAAUUGGAGUGGUGCCUUUCAGCUGGACAAUGCACCCAACACUGUACUGACUGGCAAUGUUGUUGCUGGUACAUAACAACUUCUGUGUCUUGUGUUGGUGAAGGAUAUUGGGGAAUGUGUGUCAAGACAUUGGUUAUUUGUUGUGGUGUGUUUGUCUUUUUUAGUCCUUGUGGUGCUGACUCUUGUCUCUCAUGGUGUU